GUGGCUGCGGCUGGCUCCUCGGGGUCGCUGUUCCGCUGCCCUGAGCGGGCUCGAGGCCCGGGAGCACGGACCCUCGGGAAGAGGCCUCCCGCCCACCCUGCGCAGAGGCACGGCUGAGUGUAGGCGGGGCAGCGGAGGGAGUCGGCUGAGCGCUGGGGACCCUCCCUGGUCGUCCACCUCGCACGGCCCGGGUUCCUGCAGAGCGUUCCAUGAUGGCGGCGGAGGCGCGAGCGGACCCGGCACUGGCGCCGGUGACCUUCAAGGACGUCAUUGUGACCUUCACCCAGGAGGAGUGGGAAUUCCUGAACCUGGCUCAGAGGGCCCUGUACCGGAAGGUGACUCUGGAUACGUGCAGGCUCCUGGUGUCCCUGGGGUGUCCUGUUCCUAAACCAGAACUGCCCUACCUGCUGGAUCCUGGGAAGAAGCUGUGGACAGUGAAGAGACGCCUUUCCCAAAGCACUUCCUCAGGUGACAGAGGAAGAACCAAGACCACAGAUCCUGCUGCUUCUCAGUCAGGCUCCUCUGAGGGAUGCUUACCCCGCAGGUCGCUGUUUCAGGAAGGCUCCGGUGUUUCCAUUUUGGGGAAAGCCAGGAAACCAGGAGGACCAUCAGAAAAGCUGAGAGGGCACCUGAGGACAGGGACAGUUCCCCAGAAGAAAACCCUCCUUGGAAAGAUGAACCCUGAAUGUGGUGAUUUGGGAAUGGGUGACAGUCUCUGCUCAAAAGAUUUACAGGAUCGAGUCUCUACAGGAGAUGUUCCCCAUGAGGGUGAAUCAUGUGGAUCAAGGGAAGACCCAUUGUUUCAUAGAGGGAAGAAUUCCUACACAUGCAAGGAAUGUGGGAAAGGGUUUGUGAAGAAUCGCUUCUUUCUUCGACAUCAGCAGACUCACGCUGGAGUGAAACACUAUACAUGCAAAACGUGUGGGAAGACCUUUCUCAAGAAAGUAGACCUCGUCGAACACCGCAGCAUUCACAUUCGGGAGAAACUCUAUGAGUGCAUCAAGUGUGGAAAAGCCUUCAGGCGCAAAUCACACCUCACGGAGCACCAGCGGAUUCACAGUGGAGAGAAGCCCUUUGGGUGCACUGAGUGUGGGAAAGCCUUCAUCCGCAAAUCGCAUCUCACGGAGCACAAACGGAGUCACAGUGGAGAGAAGCCUUAUGUGUGCAGUGAAUGUGGAAAGGCCUUCGCCCACCAGUCUGAUUUUAUUCGGCAUCAGAGAACCCACACUGGAGAAAAACCCUUUGAGUGCAAAGAAUGUGGGAAAGCCUUUGGUGACAGCUCUUCUGUAACUCGACAUAUGAGGUGUCACUCCAGGGAGAAGCCCUAUGAGUGCAGUGAGUGUGGAAAGACCUACAGCUACAGCUCAACCCUCAGCACCCAUCAGAAGGUUCACAGUGGGGUGAAGGCCUACAAGUGUAAGAGAUGCGGUAAGGCCUUUUACAAGAAGGAAGGCCUCAGGCAACAUCAGAGGACUCAUACUGGGGACACACCUUUUUAAAGGAACUACUGUGAGGGGGCGAGGGUGUAGCUCAGUGGUAGAGUGCAUGCUUAGCAUGCACAAGGUCAUGGGUUCAAGCCCUGGUACCUCCAGUAAAAUAAAUAAACCUAAUUACCCUCCCCCAUGAAAAAAAGAAAGAAAGAAAGAAAAAAUAAAGUAACUACUAUGGCAGAUCAUUUGGCCAGAGGAAAAAUCUUCCUUGGCAUCUGAGAGUUCGUGCCCAAGAGAAACUGUGGUGUCCCUCACACGCACAGUUCUUGCUGUUGCUGUAGUGUAAACUUUACUUGUAGCUGAGCCCGGGCACUGCAGAAAUUGAGGGCCAGUGUGUCUCAAAACAUGUCUCAUCAGAAUUUUCCAUGGCCUUCUUUCUCUGACCCAGGAGCAGCCAUGGUCCUGCCCAGAUUGGAUGAGUUUAGGUGGGAAGGUACGUAGAGCAGUGAGGAGACUUGCACCAAUUCGCGCACUUUUCUCAGCGGUGCUCCUUACCGUUGGCCAUAACUCAGGGCAGCUCGGGCCUUUUGGGUUCUUGGUUUCCUCCCCUGUAAACUGGGAGAUCAAAUAACCAUUGGAACCCUCGUUUCCAUUAUUUGUAAAGCAAUUCUGUUGACCAACCCACCUCACCAGGUGGUUGUACAGGUUAUAGGAUAGUAUUGUAAAGUGCCUGUCAUGGUGUUGGGUACGUGGACAUGGUUAAGAGUUAGCUCCUGUUACUCAUAUGUUACCCCCUUGUACCAUCCUGUUCUUUCCUCACCAGCAGAUGUGCUGAUGGGAUUUUUCUGGUGUCAAUAUACUGGAGGUCCUGAAGGCAUCUCAGUAGAUUUUAGUUCUUAAGAAGCUUGCUCGUGGGUCUGAUGACAUUCAGCAUAAGGUCUUGGUUCCUCAUCAGCCAAAGCCGGACAUUCUUCUCUGCUCCUUGGUUUGUUUUUUUUCCCCCCACUAGUGGAGAUAGAGUGGCUGAAGAUGUCAUGGUAUAUUGUGCUUUGAAUGGAAAUUCAAAACCUCUUGAAAAUCCUUUGUGAAGGGAAUUUUGAGCCAUUAGAAAGUACUGACUGCUAAUUUAAUUUAUGUCAUAUUUGUUUAAUGUAAUAGUUGAUGUGUGUAUUUGGGUUUAAAUAUGUCAUUUCUGGAUUUCUUUGCCUCACCUGUUCUACCCCACCUUUUCAAAAACUUUCUAUUAAUUACUUACAGGUGUUCUAGUUUGGAAAGCAUAUACUUUAAUUCUGUCUGUUAUUGUUUAAGAUUUACAAGCACUUGUUUAAAGCAGUAGAGCACAGAGUUAUACUUUUUCUUUUUCCCAAGCUAUAAAAGGGACUUAGAAAAUUAACCAGUAUAUCCUAUCUCAGUAUAUGUGGUGAGACUUCACGUGUCAAUGCCACCAUUCUAACUCCACAAGGAAAUGGUAUUCAUGUUUAAUACAAAUCACGAGCAGUUGUAUCCAUCCAGUGUAUUCCCCUCUUGUACCCUCAUUGUUUCUAUCAUUGCAGAUCUUUCAUCAGGGAUCAGUUUUCAAAUCCUUAAACAGAAACUUUAGGAGUUCAUAUUAUGUGUGUUAAUAUCCCAUUAAAUUUCCC
Camelus dromedarius (Arabian camel) is the source of this 3070-nucleotide messenger RNA. RefSeq names its product zinc finger protein 599. Lineage: Eukaryota; Metazoa; Chordata; Mammalia; Artiodactyla; Camelidae. The record is from RefSeq and is a predicted model, not a curated record. Gene Ontology annotation, biological process: regulation of DNA-templated transcription. The coding region runs from base 210 to 1499 and encodes 429 amino acids. The transcript has 4 exons.